UUGGAGCGGCGGGUGGUACAACUUUACGGGUAUGGGGUCGAGAAUGAGGAAGAUGAGGAAAUAUACGAGGCGGAAGGGGGCUAUAUCUCCUCAUCUUCUGAAUGCACGAAAACAACCUUGGAGCAUCUCCAACAAGAGCACCGUGGUGCCCACAACCAUAAGCACCCUAAUCAUUCGCCUUCACCGGCUGUUCCUGGUAUCAGUCGUAGCCAAGGACAAGGGCCCAGCGCCGCAGCAAUGGCUGCUGCUGCUGCCGCGACCUCAAGCCGCUCCCGGUGCAACUUGAGUUCCCAGAGGAGGAACCAAUCAUCAAAUAACAGUCAUCCCGGCGGCUCAUCGCGCCCUGUCCGAGUGGAGGCAGCCAUCCGCCGACAGAACCCCAGCCAGGAGGCACGUCGGUCUCCGCCGCUAAAUGGCUCUGGAGGGGGAACGCCGCAGGGCCGUGGGACCUCCGGUCUGGCUGCAACGAGGAGCAGCAAGAAGUGCAAUUGCCGGAAAUCAAAAUGUCUGAAACUGUAUUGUGAGUGUUUUGCGAUGGGUGCUUACUGUCGAGACGACUGUGGCUGUUUGGACUGCAAUAACACGCUUGCUUUCGAGCAAGUACGUACGCAGGCUGUGGAAAGUAUCCUGAGUCGCAAUCCCCACGCCUUCACCGAGAAGAUCCAAUUCAUCGAAACCGGGGCAACUGGCCCUGUGGCCAUGGGUACUCAUCGCCGCACGAGCUUGCCCGGUGGACAAUGCAGCGUGGGUGACAAUGGGGAGACGACCAUGAUGGGAGGCCUCCAAGGAACCGCGGGAGGGGCAUUGCCCACCGCUGCCCAUGUAAGAGGAUGCAACUGCAAAAAAUCGCUGUGUAUCAAGAAGUACUGUGAGUGCUUCUUUGCAGGCGUGUACUGUGGUGAAAAUUGCCAGUGUGAAGGGUGUCAGAAUAAUCCUGAGGCCUCCGCGGGUCUUCACGUGAAGAAAAAACGUGGCAGCACGACUCACGGAAAAGGGCAACACCCGAAGCAGGUCCAACGCCGACAGCAGGCAUCCCCAUCCCUGUCCGACUCGCAUGACCUUACCCCAACUCGUGUCACGGGAACGGCGGUGAUCUGAAGACAAUGAGCAGUCUGUAUGUCAGAAGAGAGAGCGAGGGAUAAGAUAUGUGACACAGACUUUGUACAUCAUGUCAUUUUGGGAACAUGAAUGAAAAAAGCGACGCUACGGGUCCAAGAAGGACGCAUUCUAGCGCAGUAUACAUAUCUAUAGAUAUGAUCAGAAAGUAGGGAAACAAUGUUUGGAAAAUAGGCAGCCUAUUUUGAAUCGAAGCGGGAAAAUACAAGCGUGUAGUUGCUUGCAGCAUGUCAUUGGAUAAGGAAACCGCUAUGGAACCAAGGAGAAACAGUGUGCAGACCGCAGUGGAGGGAAGAUCAGUAGAAAGGGUACUACUUAGUUUGAUCUAUACACGAAAGCAAAGGCGAGACGCCACGUAAUCCUUUAUUUAGAAAAGAAGCACCUCAACCACCUUUCA
Nannochloropsis gaditana CCMP526 is the source of this 1513-nucleotide messenger RNA. Its product is annotated as tesmin tso1-like cxc domain-containing protein. Gene Ontology annotation, biological process: regulation of DNA-templated transcription. Gene Ontology annotation, cellular component: nucleus. The transcript has a single exon. The record is from RefSeq and is a predicted model, not a curated record.